UGCUGCCAGAGCGGCCGUCGGCACGGCCAGGCCAGCAUGGUGGACCACUUGGUUCCAGUAGAUGAGACCUUCUCGUCUCCAAAACGCCCCGUGGGCUACCUGGGCGAGAGGCUGGCCGGCCGGCGGGGGUACCACGUGCUGCCCUCGCCUGCCUCUGAAGAUGACAGCGACGCCUCCAGCCCCUGCUCCUGUGCCAGCCCCGAUUCGCACGCCUGCUGCUCCUGCUACAGAGGAAGGCCGGGCACCAAGGGCCAGGACAGCAUCUUGGACUUCCUGUUGUCCCACGCCACACUGGGCAGUGGCGGUGGCGGCGGGAGCAUUGGGGACAGCAGUAGCCCCGUGACGUGGGGGCCCUGGCGGAGAGCUCCAGUGCCCACGAAGGGGGAACAUUUCUGUUUCUCUGACUUCCCUCUGGGUGACCCUGAUGACGUCCCCCGGCCCUUCCAGCCCACCCUGGAGGAGAUCGAGGAGUUCCUGGAGGAGAACAUGGAGCCGAAGGCCAGGGAGGCCCCAGAGAGCAGCAAAGACUUCGAAGCCUGUGGCCAAGAGCUGGCCGGGCCCCACAGGAGCCACCUACACCCAGGGUCUGCAGGGAGAGAACGCGGUACCCCUCCCCCAGAUGGCACCGGCGUGGGCAGUGCCCAGGGCCCAGGGGAGGGACCGGCACCCGACGGUCCCAUUCCAGUACUGCUACAGAUCCAGCCAGUAGCCGUGAAGCAGGAGGCGGGCGCAGACCCCGCUUCCCCCGGGCAGGCCCCCGAGAACGUCAAGGUGGCCCAGCUCCUGGUCAGCAUCCAGGGGCAGACCUUCGCGCUUGUGCCCCAGGUGGUGCCCUCCUCCAGCUUGAGCCUGCCCUCGAAGUUCGUGCGCAUCGCUCCGGUGCCCAUCGCCGCCAAACCCAUUGGGUCGGGACCCCUGGGACCCGGCCCCGCCGGUCUCCUCGUGGGCCAGAAGUUCACCAAGAACCCAGCAGCAGAACUCAUCAAAAUGCACAAAUGUACUUUCCCCGGCUGCAGCAAGAUGUACACGAAGAGCAGCCAUCUGAAGGCUCACCUGCGGCGGCACACUGGCGAGAAGCCUUUUGCCUGCACCUGGCCGGGCUGCGGCUGGAGGUUCUCUCGCUCCGACGAGCUGUCGCGGCACCGGCGCUCGCACUCCGGCGUGAAGCCGUAUCAGUGCCCCGUGUGCGAGAAGAAGUUCGCGCGGAGCGACCACCUGUCCAAGCACGUGAAGGUGCACCGCUUCCCGCGCAGCAGCCGCACCGUGCGCACCCUCAACUGAGCUGCCCGCCGCCUCCUGCGG
This is a messenger RNA of Dipodomys ordii (Ord's kangaroo rat), 1302 nucleotides long. It is a transcript of the gene Klf15, whose product is annotated as Kruppel-like factor 15. NCBI's taxonomy places the organism in Eukaryota, Metazoa, Chordata, Mammalia, Rodentia, Heteromyidae. Gene Ontology annotation, biological process: regulation of transcription by RNA polymerase II. The coding region runs from base 37 to 1281 and encodes 414 amino acids. The record is from RefSeq and is a predicted model, not a curated record. The transcript is spliced from 3 exons. Gene Ontology annotation, molecular function: RNA polymerase II cis-regulatory region sequence-specific DNA binding; DNA-binding transcription factor activity, RNA polymerase II-specific.